AUGGCGACCACUUUCAGCGCGUUGGUCUCCAUGCAAGCUACUUCUCUGGCAACAACAAGGAUCAGUUUCCAAAAGCCGGUUUUGGUUCCCAGCCAUGGAAAGACUAAUCUCUCUUUUAGCCUAGGCCGUUCAAUCCCCACUCGCCUCUCAGUUUCUUGCGCGGCCAAACCAGAGACAGUACAGAAAGUGUCAAUGAUAGUGAAGAAGCAACUAUCACUUAAAGAUGAUCAAAAAGUCGUUGCGGAAACCAAGUUUACCGAUCUUGGAGCAGAUUCUCUUGACACGGUUGAGAUAGUGAUGGGUCUAGAGGAAGAGUUCGGUAUCCAAAUGGCGGAAGAGAGAGCACAGAAGAUCGCAACGGUGGAGCAAGCUGCUGAGCUCAUUGAAGAGCUCAUGAAAGAGACCAAGUGA
This is a messenger RNA of Microthlaspi erraticum, 411 nucleotides long. NCBI's taxonomy places the organism in Eukaryota, Viridiplantae, Streptophyta, Magnoliopsida, Brassicales, Brassicaceae. The record is from the annotation of a GenBank genome assembly.